AACUCAAAAUGGCCGCAGUGUGGCAGCAGGUUCUUGCUGUGGAUGCAAGAUUCAAUGCAUAUAGGGUGCCAAAUAAUCCACAGUUUAGAACUCUGUACAUUCGGCGGCGAAGUCAGUUGCUAAGGGAGAAUGCUAAAGAAGAGCAUGAUCCUUUGGUUCGAAAAGAAUAUCUGAAACUAAGAGCGCAGCUGCUAGCAGAACGUUACGGAACACCUCCCCUAUCUGAUCAGGGGAGUAUAAAGAGCCGCAGCAUCAGCAGAAAUGAGAGUUUUGACUCUGCUGAUAUGGAGGGUCGCACCAGGAGGAGAUAUCAGAGCAGUAGCAAACUGUCUCCACAUGGGAACAUACUGGAGGGGGUGGUACCUACACAUGCUGCAGAAGCCAGCAGAGCCAUGGCUGGUGGAAAAACCAUAAGUGAAAACUAUGCCUUUGCUGGGAUGCAUCAUAUUUUUGACCAGCACAAAUCUGCAGUUGUGCGAGUAGAAUUUGCUCAUGAUGACAAGUCGCGUGUGGCUUGUUGUUCCAUGGAUGGCCAAAUCUCUAUUUGUCAGGUUAUCCCUCCCCCAGCCACUGUGAUCUGUGUCCUGACUGGGCACACAAGUGGAGUCACAGACUUUGCCUGGUCUGUCUCCAAUGACAUCCUCUUGUCCAGUUCUUUAGAUGGCACAGCUCGUCUGUGGGAGGUUGCAGGAGGCAAGUGUAUCAGGACAGUGGAGGACGCAGCAGGGGCAGAGGUCUUGUGCUGCAAGUUCCAGCCUUCAAAUAACAACAUGUUUGUUAUUGGUACCAGCAAAUGUCAAGUCAGUAUGAUGAAUGUUUCAACAGGUAAAUGUGUAAAGGGUGGUAGUAGCAAGGUGCUUGGCAGAAUCCUGUGCCUGGACUUUGAACCAACAGGAAAGAUCCUCUGGACAGGAGAUGACAAGGGGUUCAUCUUUGCUUUCACUUGUGACAUUGCAACUGGGAAGCUGAUAAAGACAAAAAGAAUAACAGUUUGUGAAAGCCGUCCAGUCACCAGUAUCUCAGCACGUACAUGGAUGAGUCGGGAAUCCAGGGACCCAUCUCUUCUGGUGAACUGUGGGGUCAAUGCAUUGUGUUUAUUCAGGAUUACCAGUCCAGAUGGUGGUUUACAGCUUAAGAAAAAGUUUCCAAUCAAACAAAAAAACCAAAUUAUUCGCUCAUCUUUUUGUCCUCUGAUGUCAUUCAGACAAGGUGUUUGUGUGGUGACAGGAAGUGAAGAUAUGUGUGUGUAUUUCUUUGAUGUUGAAAAAGACCAGAAGCAAUGUGUUAAUAAACUCCAAGGCCAUUCUGCAGCUGUACUAGAUGUGUGUUUCAACUAUGACGAGAGCUUGUUGGCCUCCUGUGAUGCUGAAGGAACUGUGAUCAUUUGGAGCAGGGAACAAAAAUAAUUACUAUCAUACACAGAGCAGAAAGAAUUAAGGGAUCAAAUACAAAGAUAUAGCUUUCAACUUUUUUCCCCUUGCUGUCACAUUGAAAUGGUAAAUAUCAUGCGUAGUCUUGGCUACAGCCAGUCUUGGUUACAUUCCAUGAAAUCCAAGAGUAAUUAUCAAUUUUUAACAACUUAUUUAGAAAAAAUGACAUUCAAGUUAUGCAGAUACCAUGCUAUAAUUUUAUCUCUAAGGGGGCAUUAUGGCGAUCUUUUGUCCUUAGUUUUUUUUUCAUUGCAUGUUGGACAAACUAUUAAUCAGGUUGAUUGUGGUAAGAGCUUAAGUUAUGUGUACAUCUUAUUUAAACAACAUCAUGGCUGUCAACUGACAGGUUACAGCUAAAAAGUAUUAUUAUCUGUAUUAUGCUGUCCUGCUCUUGCAGUCACCAGAUUUCUUUCUAGUACUUUUCCUUCAUGCAGGAAAAUGUAGAAUAACAUGGUCAUUCUUAAUAUAACUGUAAGUUAAAUACAUUUUCUCAUUUGGUACUUGUUGCUAAGGUUACUUUAACAGCAAAAAAAAAAAAAAAAAAAAAA
Messenger RNA from Lingula anatina, 1978 nucleotides. RefSeq names its product WD repeat-containing protein 13. NCBI's taxonomy places the organism in Eukaryota, Metazoa, Brachiopoda, Lingulata, Lingulida, Lingulidae. The record is from RefSeq and is a predicted model, not a curated record. Gene Ontology annotation, cellular component: nucleus. Gene Ontology annotation, molecular function: promoter-specific chromatin binding; protein binding.